Molecule: messenger RNA, 2020 nt
Organism: Ipomoea triloba (trilobed morning glory)
Lineage: Eukaryota; Viridiplantae; Streptophyta; Magnoliopsida; Solanales; Convolvulaceae
Product: putative pentatricopeptide repeat-containing protein At3g11460, mitochondrial
Exons: 1
Coding region: 1-1893 (630 amino acids)
Biological process (GO): RNA modification
Molecular function (GO): protein binding; zinc ion binding; RNA binding
Source: RefSeq, a predicted model, not a curated record
AUGACCAGACAACUCCACAGCAAGACCAGAUUUUUAUCGAAUUUUCAGAUCACCAGAACCGCCGCCGGAUGGAACGCCAAGCUGCGGGAGCUUUCCAAGCAAGGCCAAUUCGAAGAAGGCCUGGGGGUUUACCGGCAAAUGCUCCGCUCCGGUGCCACCCCAAACGCCUUCACUUUCCCGUUUGUCCUCAAGUCUUCCGCCGCGCUUUCCCUUACUGUCGCCGGCGAAUUACUCCAUUGCCACGUGGUUAAGUCUGGGUGCGAACCCGAGCCGUUUGUUCAGACGGCGUUGAUUUCUAUGUACUGCAAAUGCGGGGUAGUGGAAAAUGCUUACAAAGUGUUCGACCAAAGUCCUCAGUCAAGAAAGCUCACGGUUUGUUACAAUGCUUUGAUAGCUGGGUAUGUUAAGAACUCUGGUUUCAGGAAAGGGUGUUUAUUGUUUCGUGAAAUGAGGUCAAUGGGAGUGGCUUUCAGUGCAGUUACCAUGUUGGGGCUGGUUCCAGGCUGCACUGCUCCCAUGCUUUUGGGUGUUGGUAUGUCAUUGCAUAGUAUGAACAUUAAAUGUGGUUUGGACACUGAUUUGGCUGUUUUAAACUGCUUAUUGACAAUGUAUGUGAAGUGUGGGUCGAUUGAAUUUGCGAGGAAGUUGUUUGAUCACAUCCCUGAAAAGGGUUUGAUCACUUGGAAUGCAAUGAUCACUGGCUGUGCCCAAAAUGGGCUUGCUGCACUAGUCUUGGAGCUUUACUGCAAGAUGGAAUUGUCAGGAAUCUGUCCUGAUGCAAUGACCUUUGUUGCGGUUUUGUCAGCCUGUGCUAAUCUUGGUGCUCAAAGAACUGGUUUUGAGGUGGAACAGAAAAUCGAGUCUUGUGGGUUAAGGUUCAACACGUUUUUGAAGAAUGCUUUAAUCAACAUGUAUGCAAGAUGUGGUAAAUUGGCAAGAGCUCGGGCUAUAUUUGAUGAGAUGCCGGAGAAAAACCUGGUGUCGUGGACUGCCAUAAUUGGUGGAUAUGGAAUGCAUGGGCUAGGAGACACUGCAGCAGAGAUCUUCGAUGAGAUGAUAAACAGCGGCGUUAAACCUGAUGGGACGGUGUUUGUUAGCGUCUUGUCUGCUUGUAGUCAUGCAGGAUUGACUGAUAAGGGCUUAACCUAUCUUGCUAUGAUGGAAAGAGAUUUUGGAUUAAAGCCAGGUUCAGAGCAUUAUUCCUGCAUUGUUGAUCUUUUAGGCCGGGCAGGUCGCCUGCAGGAGGCAUUUGAGCUUAUUGCUGAUAUGAAAGUUGAACCCGAUGGAGCUGUAUGGGGUGCGCUAUUGGGAGCGUGUAAGAUCCACAAAAAUGUCGAGCUAGCUGAGCUCGCGUUUAACAAGGUUGUUGAGCUUGAACCCAUGAAUACAGGCUAUUACAUACUGUUAUCUAACAUCUACACGGAGGCAAAGAAUUCAGAAGGCAUACAAAGAGUGAGAGUGAUGAUGAGAGAUAGAAAGCUUAAAAAGGAUCCGGGCUAUAGCUAUGUUGAACUCAAAGGGAAGAUUCAUCUCUUUGUUGCUGCAGAUAGAAGCCACCCUCAACUGAAAGCGAUACACGACAUGUUGGAGAGACUAGAAGAGUCGUUAAACACGCUUGCAGGACCAGAGAAGAUGGAGGAAAAAAUCAUAAAUCAAGAACAUAGAAGCAGCGCGAGGCUGCAUAGCGAAAGGCUGGCAAUUGCAUUUGCCCUCUUGAACACUAACAUGGGAGCUGACAUCUUGGUUAUAAAGAACCUGAGGAUAUGUGCAGAUUGCCAUUUCUUUUUAAGGCAGGUAACUAAAGUUUUGGAAGAUCGUUUGUUCGUCGUGAGAGAUGCAACUCGAUUUCACCAUUUCAGAAAUGGAGCCUGUUCCUGCAAUGAUUAUUGGUGAUACUGAAAAAUGAAAAUGCAUAUGCACUCUUGAAAGCCAAAUAGGCUUUCACAUUGCAACUAAAAUUCGCCGUUUUAUUUAUCUGUUGUCCAAAACUCGAAUAAAAGUUUUGAGUUCAACUUGAUUA